This is a messenger RNA of Schistosoma spindalis, 2620 nucleotides long. NCBI's taxonomy places the organism in Eukaryota, Metazoa, Platyhelminthes, Trematoda, Strigeidida, Schistosomatidae. The record is from the annotation of a GenBank genome assembly.
UAUAUUCUCAACUAGUCGAAUGUUGCAUAACAUUUACAUGCAAAUGUUUCUGAUUGGUACUUUACUUAAAAAUACACAUAAUAAUAUCAGUUAUAAUGAUAUAUUCUUCAAUUCACUUGUUGAAUUGUCAAUAUAACUUGUUGAAAUCUUCUUAUUCUUGGAUUAUUUCCAACAGCAACAACAACAACAACCAAAAAAAUGGUUGAAUAAUUCAUUCCAAUUCUGAUAAUCAUAAUGAACAGUACAUUAAAACUAUUAAUUAUUAUAAAGAAAUUGAUUAUCAUUUCAAUAUGGUCCCAGUUAACAUUAAAUCAAUUGAAUUAUUGUUUAAAACCUAUUGGAUGUUAUCAUGAUGAAUGUUGUUUUAAUAUUAUUCCAAAAACUGGACCAAUUUGUGAUCCAAUCCCUGGAUGUGUUGCUUAUUUUCAACCAGAUUGUUGUAAAAAUAGUCGAUCUAUCCAUACAGAUUAUGGUAUUAUGUAUGGUUAUGCUAUAUCAUUGGAUAGUGAAUAUGGAUAUCAAGAGAAUGGGAAACGUUAUAUUCAGAUUUGGAAAGGAAUUCCAUAUGCAAAACCGCCAACACAAAAGAAUAAUUUAAGAUUUCAUCGACCUAUUCCACCAAUUCAUUCAAAUGAAAAAUAUGAUGCAACUUAUUUUCGAUCAUCAUGUUCUCAACCAAAUUUAAAUUCAUUUAAUGAAUGGUCAAAAUAUUCAUAUGAAUGGUUUAAACAUUUUACAUUUGAACCAAUUCAUAAUGAUGCAUUCAAUUAUAAUGAAGAUUGUCUUUAUUUAAAUAUUUAUAAUUUAUAUGACAUAGAUACUGGUUCAAAUUAUAAUGAUAAUAACAAUAAUAAUAAACAAUAUCCAAUUAUUGUAUUUUUUCAUGGUAUUGAUCAUUUAAUUGGAUCAGCAAAUUAUUAUCCUGGACAUGUUUUAGCUCAAUUAGGUUUAGUUGUGAUUACAGUGAAUUAUCGAUUAGGUCCAUUUGGUUAUUUAGCUAUAAAUAAAUCAUAUUUACAAAAGAAUAUUAAUCUUAAUGAUAUUCGUGAUGAUAAUAAUGAUGAUAAUGAUGAAAUAUUAAUGGGAAAUUAUGGAUUAUGGGAUCAAAUUAGAGCAUUGGAAUUUAUUCAUGAACAUGCUGAUAAAUUUCUAGGUGAUCGUAAUCAAAUCACUGUAAUUGGUUAUGGUUCAGCUGCUGCUGAUGUUGCACUACAUUUAUUGUCAGAAAAAUCAGGUCGUAGAAAUCCACCCUUAUUUCAUCGUGUUAUUCUUAUGUCCGGAUCUGAUCAAAUGGAAGGUGGUUUUGUUCAAAAUAUCAAUGAAUCGGAGGCAUAUGCUAAACAGUUGGCUUAUCAGGUUGGUUGUGAUGUUUCUUCAAAACGUUCAAUGAUCAACUGUUUACGAUCUCGUACAUCUACAGAAAUAUCGAAUGCAGCAGCCAAAACAAGUAUUCAUCGGCCUAAUUGGUUAACAAAACCAUGGGCACCAACUUUAGAUUAUGAUUUCAUCAUGAAUACGCCAAAAUACUUAUGGAAUAAUGGUCUUUAUGCUCAUAUACCACUUAUUGGUGGCCUGGUUGUAGAUGACGGUGUUUUUCAUGCAUUAGCAUCAAUUUAUCGUUUGAAUGUUCCACUUACUUGGAAUCUAAUAAACAGUACACAAAAUAGCGCUUUCGAUUCCCACGAAUUAUUGAAUCCAAAUACUGAAUUUUCUGGCAUGUCAGUUGAUUUAAUGCGUUCAGGUUUCAUGGAAAUGGUGAAAAAUGAUUUUGCACUAGAUCCUGUUGGUAUUACAAAUUCAUUACUUUUUCAAUAUACAUACUGGCCGGAUAAAGAAAGUGCAUUUUCAAGAUGGGAAAUGUAUCGUUCUGCUUGGACAGAUCGUUUCAUAGGUUCUGGACUAGUUCAAACACUUCAAUAUCAUUCAAAUCCAAAAUUUGCUAAAAAAAAAUUCGAAUCAAUAACUAAUCAGUAUUUACCAAUUAAUCAUACUCAAAUGUAUAUUUUUGGUUAUAAAUCAAAAAAUGAUUUAUGGAGUAAAAUUAUUGGUGUUUAUCCUGGUUCCGAAUUACAAUAUGUAUUUGGAUUACCUUUAUUACAAUUAUAUAAAACAAUGGAAGAAAUAAAUGAACAAUGGCCAAUUGAUUUAAGCAUUAAACCACCUCGUUAUCAAUAUACUGAUCUUGAUGUUAAAAUGAGUAGUUAUAUGUUAUCAUUUAUAUCGAAUUUUGCAAAAACUUCAAAUGCUACACCACAAUCAAUUCGUAAUUUAACAUGGGAUACUUAUCGAAUUGAAAAUAGAACAUAUUUAUGGUUAAAUUUAACUGAUAAUAUUACUUUAUCUGAAAGUCAUCGUCCUGAUUUAGAAUUAAAAGGAAUUGGUGCUGGUUUUGAUUUACGACAAAAUUAUAGAAUAAAUACAUAUUCAUAUUGGACUUAUUUUUAUUAUAAACAACUUCUAUGGUUACCAAGAUAUCCAAUACCAACAGCCAUACCAAUUGAUUUAGAAGAUUAUCGUUUAGCUGCAUUUUCUUUAGCUGGUUUAUUAUUUAUUCUAUGUAUUAUUAUUAUGUUAUUAUUAAUUGUAUAUUGUAGAAGAAGAAAAUUGUUAGUAUCUUAAA